AUUUUGAUUAGAAGAAAAAUACAACUUGCUUUCCAUUUCGGUGCAUUCGUAUAUGAAUCAUUCUGCAAUAUUGAACAAAUUGUGUACAGUUAAAGUGUAUUUGAUAUAGACCAUGACGGCAUUUGAAGAGUUUGGUGUUAUGCCGGAGAUAGCUCAAGCGAUCGACGAGCUGGAAUGGAUGCUGCCAACUGAUGUGCAAGCCGAAGCAAUACCGUUGAUUCUUGGCGGAGGUGACGUACUGAUGGCGGCCGAAACGGGUAGCGGCAAAACCGGCGCCUUUUGUUUGCCCAUUCUGCAAAUCGUGUGGGAAACGCUGCGUGACAUUAAGGAAGGUAAGACAGGAAGAACCACUUCCCAAAAGGGACAACCGUGGACAUUCUCAUACACCGACCGUGGUCAGGCAAUGGCUAUCACACCGGACGGAUUGCGGUGCCAGUCGCGUGAGAUUAAGGAAUGGCACGGAUCGCGUUGUACCACCGGUGUACACGGCAGGGGCAAAUACUAUUACGAAGCGACAGUAACGGACGAAGGGCUGUGUCGGGUUGGUUGGUCAACGGAACUGGCCAACCUCGAUCUUGGCACCGAUCGUUUCGGGUACGGAUUUGGUGGCACGGGUAGAAAGUCAAACUGCAAGCAGUUCGACGUGUAUGGCGAAGCGUUCGGCAAACAGGAUGUCAUAGGAUGUAUGCUCGAUCUGGAUGGUAAAGAAAUAGGAUUCUCGAAAAACGGCGUAUUUCUCGGCACAGCGUUCAAGCUAAACGAUGCAGAUGCGAAGAGUAACUCUUACUAUCCUGCCGUUGUGUUGAAGAACGCGGAAAUAGCAUUCAACUUUGGACAAACCGAUUUCAAGUACCCUUUGCCGGCCGGCUACACGCCAGUGAGCAGCGUGGCCAAAGAUAACCUGUCGGAAAAUCCCAACACUGGACCAUCGGGCAGUGCCGAAGGGGAGGCCGCCAAACCAAAACCGAACGCACCGCAAGCGAUCGUUAUCGAACCUUCGCGCGAGUUGGCCGAGCAAACGUUUAACCAGAUUCGCAAGUUUAAGAAACAUCUGCAAGAUCCAGAAGUGCGCGAACUGUUGCUUAUCGGUGGCGUGAAUGUUCGCGAACAGAUGGAGGUGCUGCAGCGUGGAGUGGACAUCAUUGUAGCAACACCCGGCAGACUGGAAGAUCUUAUCGGUGGCGGGUACGUGCUGUUGAAUAGCUGCCGAUUUUUCGUACUCGAUGAAGCGGAUGGAUUGUUGAAGCAAGGCUACACCGAAAUGAUCGAUCGUUUGCACAAACAGAUCCCGAAGAUAACGUCCGACGGGCGCCGACUGCAGAUGGUCGUAUGCAGUGCCACACUGCACUCAUUCGAGGUGAAAAAGAUGGCCGAAAGACUGAUGCACUUUCCGACCUGGGUCGAUCUGAAGGGUGAAGACGCUGUGCCGGAAACGGUACAUCAUGUGGUUUGCAUGGUCGAUCCGCAGAAGGACACAAGCUGGCAGGCGAUGCACGCCCACAUCCAAACCGACAGCGUACAUGCGAGGGACAAUGUUCGGCCGGGCUCGAACACUGCGGAAACGCUUUCGGAAGCGGUGAAAAUGCUCAAGGGAGAAUACACGCUGAAAGCGAUCGACGAGCAUAACAUGGAUCGUGCAAUCAUUUUCUGUCGCACAAAGUUGGACUGCGAUAAUAUGGAGCGCUAUCUGCGGCAAAGGGGUGUCCAAAAGUACUCGUGCGUAUGUUUACAUGGCGAUCGUAAUCCAAAGGAACGAAAGGCCAAUUUAGAGAAGUUUAAAAACAAAGAAGUUAAAUUCCUCAUCUGCACGGAUGUGGCGGCCCGUGGUUUGGAUAUUACUGGGUUGCCGUUUAUCAUUAACGUGACGCUGCCAGAUGAAAAAUCUAACUACGUGCACCGCAUUGGUCGUGUUGGUCGCGCGGAUCGUAUGGGAUUAGCUUUUUCGCUCGUUGCUUCAGUGCCGGAAAAAGUUUGGUACCAUGGGCAGUGGUGUUCGUCGCGGGGCAAAAACUGUUGGAACACGGCGCUAACUGACGUGAAGGGAUGUUGCAUGUGGUACGAUGAGAAAAUGUAUCUAGCCGAAAUCGAGGACCAUCUGACGGUGACUAUUCCGCAGAUUGAAAAAGACAUGAAGGUCCCGUUGAACGAGUUCGACGGUAAGGUGGUGUAUGGUGAAAAGCGCAUGAACACUGGAACCGGCUACAAGGACCACGUGGAGCAGCUAGGUCCGGUCGUACGUGAGUUGGCGCGUUUGGAGCGAGAGGCUCAAUCUUUGUAUCUUAAAAGAUUGGCCGUUUAGGUCGUGGUGGGUACAAUUUAACGAUCAUUCUUGUAUGUUAGCGAACUAUGCAUAAGAAAUACAUAAUACAUUAGAAUUUAUUCAACAUCCGA
Molecule: messenger RNA, 2391 nt
Organism: Anopheles funestus (African malaria mosquito)
Lineage: Eukaryota; Metazoa; Arthropoda; Insecta; Diptera; Culicidae
Gene: Ddx1
Product: ATP-dependent RNA helicase Ddx1
Exons: 2
Coding region: 113-2299 (728 amino acids)
Molecular function (GO): nucleic acid binding; protein binding; RNA helicase activity
Source: RefSeq, a predicted model, not a curated record